Messenger RNA from Dujonia railenensis, 1677 nucleotides. The record is from the annotation of a GenBank genome assembly. NCBI's taxonomy places the organism in Eukaryota, Fungi, Ascomycota, Pichiomycetes, Serinales, Debaryomycetaceae.
AUGACCAUUAUCAAUAGUCUAGAGUUCAACCAGGACUACUCUUGCGUGACUGUCUCCACUGAUGAAUACUACAAAAUUUACAAUUGUGACCCUUUUGGAGAGUUCUAUUCAUCCAGUGGAGUUAGAACCACAACAAGUGGUGGGGAAUACUCAUCCAAUUUGCUGCAAAAUCACCAAUACCAGAACCAAUUGCAACCUACAUCGUUCUUCAAAAUGCUAUUCUCUACCUCCCUUACAAUAAUAGUUCCGAAAAACCCUACUCCGACAGGCGGUCGCUUGCUAAAAUUGUACAACUUGAAACAGAAUUUGAAGAUAUGUGAACUUCUGUUUCCGUCGCGUAUUGUUGAUGUUAAGCUCAACAGGAAGAGGUUGUGUAUUAUAGUGGAGAGCGGCCAUAUCUAUAUCUACGAUUUGAGCUGUGUAAGACUAGUGAAAGUAUUGGAAAUUGAGCCUCCCGUACGCUCCAACCCCAGCCAUAGUCAGAGCCAAAACCACCGUCCAUCUGAUCCAUUAUCGCCGCCAUAUCCAUCUUCAUCUUCCACGUCUUCCUAUUCAUUUGUAGGUGACUUAUCAGCAGAUGACAAGUCAUACCUUGUGCUUCCACUCAGCGUCACCAAAUCACUGACAGAUUUGUUCAACAAGGACCGUAAGCUGAGCAAUCCCGGAUCUUCGUCUCCUUCAACGCCUCGUCUUGCGCCUGUCGAUGACAAUCUUUCCCGAAUCAUCGAGUUCACUCAUAAGUCGAAAAACUUGGACUUGCAGCCAAGUCAAUUGACUACUGUUGAAGAUUUGAACAAGCACUCGAAUGGUUGGGUGUUGGUCUACGAUACGAUCCACCUUAGGCCCAAACUUAUCUACAAAGCACAUGACUCGUCUAUAGCCAAGAUAUCUAUAUCGAAUGACGCCUCCAAGAUUGCAACCGCAUCUUCCAAGGGAACAAUUAUACGAACUUGCACGCUUAGUACAGGAGCAAGUGAAGACGACGACGAAGAAGAUAUGGUAAUGGACGAAUCAUUGAAAAGGUUAAGGAUAUCCCAUUUCACGAACCUUCGGAGGGGUCAUAACUUGACCAAGGUCACUUGCCUUUCGUUUUCUUUGGAUAAUAAUGUCCUUGGCUGUGCCUCAGACAGUGGGACUAUUCAUUUCUUCAAGCUCGACGAACCUGAUUCGUUACUGGAUCCAAGCUUAGACGAUGAUUCACUGACUGAGGGAAUGGCGAAAUCAUCUGACGACUUGAAUGACAACUUGGCAUCGUUGUUGAUUGAAGAGCAACAGAAAGAGCAGCAGGAACAGCAGCAGCGGCAACAACACCAGCAACAACAACAAUCGCAACACCUUCAGCAGGACUCCUCUCAAAGCAUGGACCACACCGUUCUGCACCUGUAUUUCCACAAUCUUAAAAAUAUGUCACUACUCAACAAUACCUACACAAAAUCGAUAUUGAAGAAAUUGCCCUACAAGGGCUAUCUUGAGAAUUUGUGGGAACCUCCUCGAAGGUCCUUUGCCUACGUAAAGAUCCCGGAGCCUGAAGGAUCUAAAGUAGAAAUAGGGUUUGUUAGCAGCAUGCAGGUAGUGCUAGCUAGUUACUCUACGGGGGAGUUCUACCACUACCAGCUACCAAAUAGAGAAAGAGAGAGAGAAGAAGCCAUUCUCGUAAGUGAGUAUAAAUUGACUUAA